AUGUCACAGUUCCGGAAAGCGUUCAUGGCCGCCGUCGUCAAAAGCUUGCUUCGGGGCAAGUCCCUGAUACAGGCCAUCUUGGCCUUUUGGUUGUCGGGGAACAAGAAGAGCAAGGAAACAGACGGCCAGAAGAAGACUCUCCAGCAGUUCCUAAAGGAUGCCGAGGCCGCACUGGUCGGCCCCAUCAGCGGUGAUGGCCUGCAGGAGAUUUCGAUGAACUUGAAGAAGCAGAUUCUGGAGGGGCUCAACGCGGAUUUGCAGUGCAUGCUGCCCUCAUACAGCCACCAACUGCCAUCAGGGUCCGAAAGUGGGCAAUACUUGGCCUUGGACGUGGGAGGAUCGACACUGAGAGUUGCCUUGGUUGAACUGCGAGGACGCGGGACGGAAUCUGGAAGUGCCACUGAGAUUGUGAGCAUUCAAAAUUACAAAAUCACCAAGGAAGUCAAGGAUCUCGAGGGAAUGGCCUUUUUCGAGUGGAUGGCCGCGCGUAUUACCGAAACCAUCCAAGGUACGCUCAACAGACAACACAGCGCCGAGGAUCCCCUGCCUCUUUCUUUGGCGUGGAGUUUCCCCAUCGAGCAAACGUCUCUUGGUGGCGGCAGACUUGCAGCGAUGGGUAAGGGCUUCUUGGCCGAUAUUGGCCUCGUUGGACAAGACCUAGGAGACAUCGUCAAGACCGCAUGCAAGAACCAAAACCUCCACGUCGAGCUCAAGACCAUUCUGAAUGAUUCAAGCGCCUGCUUGCUAUCACGAGCGUACUCUCACUCGUCGACACGAUUUGGCCUCAUCCUGGGCACCGGUGUCAACAUCGCUGCCUAUCUGCCCGUCUCAUCCAUCGGCCGAGUGAAAUUCGGCGAGCGGCCAGCCGGCUGGUUCGAUGAAGCGUCUCACGUUAUUGUCAACACAGAGCUCGGCAUGUUUGGAUCCAAGAUCUUGCCCCUGACUCGAUGGGACCGACAGCUGCUCAAGGAGCACCCCAGACCCGACUUCCAGCCCUUGGAGUACAUGACUAGCGGCAUGUACCUUGGCGAGAUUGUCCGGUUGAUCUUGGUGGAGGCCAUUCAGACGACUGGUCUUCUGGGCGGCGUCGUCCCGCCUGCUUUGACCGAGCUUUAUUCUCUCGGCACCGAAGUCGUCUCCUUAAUAGAGGGUGACACCACCACGGACCUAUCACAGGCUAUCAGCAUCUUUACUGAAAAGUACCCUUCGGCUCACACUCCCAGCGUUGUUGACAUGAGCGCCAUCAAGGCCAUUGCAUCAUUCGUUUCUGUGCGUUCAAGCGCAUUGAUCGCCUCCGCCGUCUACGCCCUCUGGGAUAUUCGCCUGGAAGGUGAUGAAAAGUUUCUGUCAACCCUUUCUGAGUCCUCUCCCCUUCGAUCCAAGGUUGAAGACGACAUCAAGAUGGAGAAGACCACCGUUGCGUUCAACGGCAGUGUCAUUGAGCACUACCCAGGCUACUUGGCUAGUUGCCAACGAUACAUCAACGAAUUGAUGGAAGGCAACUCAUCCGGUCUGCCAAAGUUCAUUGAGCUUGUUUCUGCCAAGGAGAGCUCAUUGACGGGAGCUGCCGUAGCAUUGGCGUGCGUCGACUCAUGA
Molecule: messenger RNA, 1596 nt
Organism: Trichoderma aggressivum f. europaeum
Lineage: Eukaryota; Fungi; Ascomycota; Sordariomycetes; Hypocreales; Hypocreaceae
Exons: 3
Coding region: 1-1596 (531 amino acids)
Biological process (GO): glucose 6-phosphate metabolic process; mannose metabolic process; glycolytic process
Cellular component (GO): cytosol; mitochondrion
Molecular function (GO): ATP binding; glucokinase activity; fructokinase activity
Source: RefSeq, a predicted model, not a curated record